Molecule: messenger RNA, 1798 nt
Organism: Oldenlandia corymbosa var. corymbosa
Lineage: Eukaryota; Viridiplantae; Streptophyta; Magnoliopsida; Gentianales; Rubiaceae
Source: the annotation of a GenBank genome assembly
AAGACUUGUACCUUAUCGAAGUGUAUUCCCGUAUAUAAUAGAUCUUCUCUCUUCUUCAAUUGAUAUCAUCAUUCACAGUAGUAGCCCUAGUUUUGAAUACAACUGGUACUUAGAGAGUUGCAGUUAUUACUAUUCUCUUUUACGUUUUCCCGCAAAUCCUGAAAUCAUGCAAAACGAGUUUGAUCGCAUACUCUAUUUCGAGAGCGCCCGGAGGCAGGCCGAGGAAGCUUAUGCCCUAAAUCCCACUGAUGUUGAGAAUCUGAACAAAUGGGGAGGAGCGUUGCUGGAGUUAUCGCAGUUUCAGAGCGUUUCCGACUCGAAGAAGAUGAUUUUAGAUGCAAUCUCUAAGUUGGAAGAGGCAUUGUCGGUGAAUCCCCAACAUCAUGAAAGCCUGUGGAUCCUAGGUAAUGCUCAUACUUCGAUGGCGUUCAUGACUCCUGAUGAAGAUGAAGCCAAGGUUUCUUUUGAUAAAGCAACAGUUUAUUUUCAACAAGCUGCUGAUGAGGAUCCAACUAAUGAGCUUUACCGCAAAUCCUUGGAGGUCACUGCAAAGGUAACAAUCUUUCAACACCUGCAACAGGCAAUCUUGAUUGAUUCAUUUGGGUGAUAGCAAUUUGGUCUUAUGCUUCUGGAUUGAUUUGUGUAAUUCAACAUCACCUAGGCUCCUGAGUUGCAUAAGGAAAUCCACAAGAGCGCCCCCCUGCAACAAGCUAUGUCGGCCCCUGGACCUUCAACUUCAACUAGCACUAAGGUAAGUUAAUGACAGUUUUUUACCUGUUCAAUUGUCGAGCAGGAAUUUUCUUUUUAUACCUGUAAUUUGUUGCGCUGCCCUUAGCUCCAUUAGCUUCUUGCUUUUUUAACACAAGUUUGGGGUUUAUCACCUUUAGCUAGAGAUCUAAAAACAAUUUUGGGUUUUAUCACCAAUAAACGAGAGGUCUCGUAGAUGUUUUUACCAGAAGCAGCUGGAAACUUCUUAAUGAAUAAUCCCAACAGCAAAGGCAAAGAAUCUAAGGGAUGGCUAAAGUAUACCAUUUAAUAGCUGCUGGCUGUUGGAAUUUGAAAACUUGCAAUAUACCAUUUAAUGUCUUCUUGCUCUAGUGCCUGAGAUGAGCCAUUGCAGUUUAACUUGUACUGAUUUUAUGUGGUCAUGUGUACUUCCUUUCUCAGCAAAGUACCAAGAAGAAGAAGAGCAGUGACCUUAAGUAUGACAUAUUUGGAUGGGUAAUCCUUGCUGUUGGAAUUUUUGUGUGGGUGGGUUUCGCAAAAUCCCAAGCUCCGCCACCUCCCGCCAGAUGAAUGCGUUAGCUGGCUUACCUAGAAGCUUGCUGGUGGAUUUUCAAAGGAAGAGGUCGGAUAAAGGAGGAAGGAUGGGGAGAUAUACGGUGGUGAAUCUGUAGGUUUCUUUGCUUUGAACUAAGAUUAAAAUUGUUCAGUCAUCUUAAGCUGGUUUUGGGUAGAGCUUCUUUACCUUGUAAUCCCCUUUAUAAUUGCUAGAAUGAUUAUUCGCAGUAUUAUCCUUGGCUUUGUGGCCGAUAUGGUUUGUUUUGAGAGUUAUCCUAUUCCCAUUACCAUCUUUUAUAAUAGAGGUUGAUAGAACGACAUUUUCAUCUUCGUUAGUAUGCUCGCUAUCGUUGCCAUUAUUUUUUUCCUAGUAACGUCUUGACUUGAGAGAUCGACUUGAAUUCUGUUCAAGUCUUCAACUUGAUUUCUUACCAAGGCUGUUUCGCCUCAAAAGUGACUUUGACUGAGAAAAUCCCACUGGACUCUGUUGAUCUAUAUGAUCCUAUCUCAAUUUUUG